AUGGCUACACCACAGGAUAUUAUUGGGGCCAGAGGCCUUUCAAGAGUGGUUUCUAAUAGCCUGAGCGUUUCUCCUACAGCAACUUUUCAUUCCCCGCCAUCAAGCUUCGGUGGAGGCUCGAUGCCGAGAACAACUACACGAACCAAUGCAAAGCAAUUGAAGCCAUUCGACACUCAAGAUAUUAAGAUCUUGCUUUUGGAAAAUGUCAAUCAAAGUGGAAAGGACAUUCUUUCUAGACAAGGAUACCAAGUUGAGACGUUAAAAACUUCUUUACCGGAGGACGAGUUGAUUGAAAAGAUUCGAGAUGUUCACGUUAUUGGAAUUAGAUCAAAGACUAAGCUCAGCGAGAAAGUACUUCGUGAAGCCAAAAAUCUGAUUGUGGUGGGAUGUUUCUGCAUAGGCACAAAUCAGGUCGACCUCGACUACGCUGCCGCACAUGGAAUCGCAGUCUUCAACUCCCCAUUUGCCAACUCUCGAAGUGUAGCAGAAUUGGUAAUUGCCGAGAUCAUAGUUCUUGCUCGUCAACUUGGUGAUCGAUCGAACGAAUUACACAAUGGAAUCUGGAACAAAGUUAGCAACAGGUGCUGGGAAAUUCGUGGGAAAACUCUCGGCAUAAUUGGUUACGGUCAUAUUGGCUCACAACUAUCUGUUCUUGCCGAAGCCAUGGGCAUGUCGGUCAUCUACUACGAUGUCAUCAAUCUUAUGGCCCUGGGUACUGCUAAACAGGUUCCUACUUUGAACGAAUUACUCAAUACCGCGGACUUCAUUACAUGUCAUGUUCCUGAACUUCCGGAGACCAAUAAUCUCAUUGGAAAAGCGCAAUUCGAUCAAAUGAAAGAUGGUAGCUAUCUUAUCAACGCAUCCCGUGGCAGCGUGAUCGAUAUUCCAGCUCUAAUUGAGGCCUCGAGAAAUGGAAAGAUUGCUGGUGCAGCAUUAGAUGUAUACCCAAGUGAACCAGGCGGAAACGGACCUUACUUUACAAACAGCCUAAAUACUUGGACGGAGGAUCUUCGCAAUCUCAAGAAUAUCAUUCUCAGCCCCCAUAUUGGAGGAAGUACCGAGGAAGCUCAACGUGCUAUUGGUGUUGAAGUUGGUGACGCCCUUGUUAGAUAUGUGAACUCGGGUGUUACUCUUGGAGCUGUGAACUUACCAGAGGUCAAUCUUCGUUCUCUUACACUGGACGAGUCCAAUCAUGCGAGAGUCAUCUACAUCCAUCACAACGUUCCGGGUGUUUUGAGAAAGGUUAACGAAAUCCUCGGUGACCACAAUGUAGACAAACAAAUCACUGAUAACAAGGGAGAUGUUGCCUACCUCAUGGCUGAUAUUAGCAAUGUACAAACUAGCGAUCUGAAGGAGAUCUCUGAUAGCCUGGAAGCUUUGAGCUCACGCAUCCUCACCCGUGUGCUCUAUUAA
This is a messenger RNA of Sclerotinia borealis F-4128, 1413 nucleotides long. Lineage: Eukaryota; Fungi; Ascomycota; Leotiomycetes; Helotiales; Sclerotiniaceae. The record is from the annotation of a GenBank genome assembly.